This is a messenger RNA of Besnoitia besnoiti, 2433 nucleotides long. RefSeq lists its product as uncharacterized. The record is from RefSeq and is a predicted model, not a curated record. Bases 1 to 2433 code for a protein of 810 amino acids. The transcript has 10 exons. NCBI's taxonomy places the organism in Eukaryota, Apicomplexa, Conoidasida, Eucoccidiorida, Sarcocystidae.
AUGGCGCCUGCGCCCUCUCGCUUGGCCGCCGGGGGAGGGCGGGAUGAAUCUCCGCAACUCCGCAUUUCACUCACCGGUCUCUUCUUCCUCACUUACCCCCUCUACACGAUCCGAAGCCGCACGCUCUGUGCGCCCUACCUUGUCCCGGUGCCCUACGUGAAUUUUCCACCGCCGCGCCGCGACUCGUAUCUCUUGCCAGGCUACCAGGAAGGCGGCUCUCAAGAGGACAGCUCUGCGUACGUGUGCAGAAUCCUCCGCCGCCCGCUGCUUGCUCAGUGCGCCGUCGCGACGUUUGGCACCCUCGACGUCUUCCGCUUCACCGCCGCCGCUCUGAAAACGGUGUAUGGCGCGGAGGGUUUUCUCGGUCUCUUCCGCGGUAUCGUUCCCGCCACUCUCCACAUCGUCGCGAGGGACGUCGUGAGCUUCGUUCUGCUGCGACACUGCCUAGGAUUCACAGUCGCAGUCUACCGCGCCGUCCUCGACGGAACUUCAGUCGCGUUUUCCCUGCUUAUCCCGUCGUUCCUCUGGCGCCGGGGCGUCGCCGCGCGUGGCCGCCUCUCGCCCUCUGCGACGGAUUCCGAUCUGCGGUGCGUCGGCGCGGUCCUUAGCGAAGUCGAUGAGGCCGCUCUGGAGGUUGACAGUCUGCGAGACCCGCAGGAACAGGCUGCCGAAGUCGCGUCUGACAUUGCCAGCCUCACGCGCUCUGCCCUAGACGGCGCGGAGCCGCUCCCCUCUGCCAAUUUAGUCCCGCUGCCGGAGCGGCCGCCGUCGCCCUUCAGACUGCGGGAGCGGCCUCGCGAGAGGCGAGCCGCCCAGGAUGGCGCAGACCAAGCCGCAGAAACCUGCCUCGCGGGCGACGAUACAGCUCGUGCAUGCCAGGAGAUUGAUUGCGUCGAGCUGGCGCCGCGUCUGAGGCCUGACACGCGCGGAAAAGAUGCGGCGCCGUUCAUCCUCAAGCUGCUGACGGAGUGCGCCGUGUAUCCGCUGCUGACCGUGGCGACGCGCAUGGUGGUGGCUGAGGGCGCGCCGUACGCUCCGCCGCCUUCGCAGUUUCUGGCUUCGCUCGCCGCGUCGCUUCCGGCGUCGCUCGCGGGCGCCGUCUCCUUUCUGAACCCCAAGUACCUGCACAUGACAAUGGCGCAGAUGGUGCGACUCACCUUCGCCGCCGACGGCGUCGCAGGCUUCUACGGCGGCCUGCUCCCGUUCCUCUUGUCGCGGUGCGUCGACGACAGCGUGCAGGCCCUGAUGCGCCUCUUCAUCGCGGAUCUGUCGCCGCAGGAGAUCCGUGGACGCGGCGAGCGAGAGAAGGAUCGCGCGGCCGACCGGGCCUUCUCCGCGUCUCUCCUCGACCGGCGCACCAGCGGCGACAGCGGCGACAGCGGCGACAGCGGCGACUCGAGCCUCUGGACGGAGGACCUUUCCGGCGCGGACGGGCGAGAGGGCGACGCGGGCGCGCCCGCGGGGGCUGGGCCGCGCGGAGGCCUUCCCGACGCCUUCGAAAAGGAUGGAGAAAGAGGCAGGUUCCUGCGCGGGCGCGAGAGCGGGCGCAGCGACAGAGGAGCCUUCUUCGCUCGCGCGACAGAACCCGGCUUCCUCUCCGGCCGCGACGGGGGCCUGCUGCAGACGUCGAAUCGGGAGAGGCAGCAGAGCUGCUUCGCCCUCGGCGACGAGGGAGGAGGAAUCGGCGCGAGCGAGGCCGCUGCGGCGGCGCGGAGCCGGGAAGGAGGCGACGCGUCGUCGUCGAGUGCGGCGUCGCCCCUGGAGGGGAACGCGCCGCUCCACCAGUUCAGCGCCCGCGGCCGCAGGGAGGUGGAGAGCGCGUUUCCCUUCGACGGCGAGAGGCGCGAAUCAGCCACGCAGGCAUCCUUCGCCACGCAGAGCCGUCACAUCCCGCAGCCGCGGUCGUUCCUCGACGGCAGUGUCGGGCUUCAGCACAGGGCUUCGCGGCUCUCCACUGACCACAGCGACGCCUUCUCCGUGCGCGACGACCCGAGGUGGACUUUCUGGCGACACGCGAGGGCAGGCGCCGGGGCCGCGGGCGCCGCGCAGGCCCCUGGAGGAGGCAUGCAGCGCGCGGCGAGCUCGAGCCUGGAGCACGCGCGCCACAGCAAGGCAGGUCUGGUCGACGACAGUCUGCACCAAGUCGAACUGUACACCAUGCGGGCGUGCUUCGCGGCGGUGUUGAGCACAGCCGUCACGCCUUUCUCUCAGCUGGCGCUCGUCCAGCGCUGCCAGUCAAACUUGGAGGGCCUCUGCGUGCCGCGUUCCUGGCUCGACGUUCUGGCGGCGAUGCCCUGGAAGACUUUCUUCCUGCAGUUCGCAGUCUCCCUCACCUUCCUCAUCGUCAACAGCUUGAUGGCGGUUACACUACACGAAAAUGACCUGCGGAAGAAAAGGAGAGACGCAGACGAAGACGACGACGGAGACUUUUAA